This is a messenger RNA of Dendrobium catenatum, 4059 nucleotides long. RefSeq lists its product as uncharacterized. Bases 1 to 4059 code for a protein of 1352 amino acids. NCBI's taxonomy places the organism in Eukaryota, Viridiplantae, Streptophyta, Magnoliopsida, Asparagales, Orchidaceae. The record is from RefSeq and is a predicted model, not a curated record. The transcript has 7 exons.
AUGGGACAGGGCUUGGACUUUUUUCUGCUUCCAUCUGCUGGGCUCUCUGGUGGUAUUAUGGUGAUGUGGAGGUCAAAUUUGGCGUCUUUUUCUGUUGUGAAAACUUCUGACCAAUGUGUUAUGGGUGAACUCAAUGUCUUCAAUAGAGGAGUUUGGAUUAUCACUACUGUUUAUGCUAGCAAAGAGUCCGUGAGAAGGAGGUGUCUAUGGGAUCUUGUACAGGGGGCUGCUCAAAGUAAUAUUCCUUCUAUUAUUGGAGGGGAUUUCAACUGUAUUUUGUCUAAAGAAGAUAAGAAGGGAGGUAGGAGAUUCAAAUUCAAUCAAGGUUCUCUGGAGAUGGUGAAGUUUAUGAAUGAGAAUGAUUAUCAUGAAGUUGGGUUUCUUGGACCGAGAUUCACUUGGCACCUUGCUAGAGUUGCAUCGGAUCAUUGUCUGAUUGCUCUGAAGGUGUUUGAGACGGAUUGUAAGGGUAGAAGUGGGUUCAAGUUUGAAGACACUUGGCUUUCUUUCAAAGAAGCUGAGCAUAUUGUUGCUAAUAGGUGGAGGAAGACUUUCUUGGGAGAUUACAUGGAGAUUCUCAACAAAAAAUGCAAAAGAACCUUAAAGGAUUUAUUUUAUUGGAGCAAGAACAUAUUGAAAGAAUUCUUCUUGGAGAAAGAUAUACUAAAAGCUAAGAUUGUGAAAUUGCAAGAAGAAGAAUCUGAAUUCAGUUGGUUGACUGAGGAAAAGCUUUGGUUACUCAAAGCUAAGGUUAAAGAACUUAAUUUGGUUCUUAAUAAUCUUAACACUUGGUGGAAACAAAGGGCAAAAGCUAAGUGGAUAAAUGAGGGUGAUGUAAACACCAAAUUUUUUCAGUCCUUUGCCAACUCUAGAAGGAAUGCUAAUCGAAUUUCCCAAGUUAAAUACUCUAAUGGGAUACUAACUGAAGAUACGAAGGAGAUUGAGGAGGUUUUCAGGAGGUUUUUUCAAGGGAAAUGGAAGUACAGGAACUGCAAUUUUUCGGGUUGGCUUGAACUGAGGAAAGUGCUGGAUGACUGUGAUAGUGAACUGUUGAUUAAAGACAUGGAAGAGGCUGAGAUUAAAGAAAUUAUAGUCAAUUUGGGCAGUAAUAAAUCGUCGGGCUUUGAUGGAAUUACCCAUUCCUUUUUCAAAGUCUUUUGGAAUACAAUUCGAAUGGAUGUGGUGAAUGCGGUUAAGCAGUUUUUUGUCACUGGUUUGAUGAACAAAGAAUGGAAAGACACCUUAAUUGUGCUCAUUCCUAAAUCUCCUAAUCCCAGUACUCCUUCGGCUUACCGACCUAUAAGCCUUUGCAAUUCAAUCUACAAAAUUGCUGCUAAAAUUUUAUUGAAUAGAAUGUUGGGCAUCAUGCCCAGGAUCAUUUCUGAGGAGCAAGCGGCUUUUGUGAGAGGUAGGGCAAUCUCUGAUCAUCUUUUUUUGGCACAGGAGGUCUUCAACAAAAUGAGAAUUUCAAAGGCUUGCAAUGGCUACUUGGCUAUUAAAGUAGAUAUGGAGCAAGCAUAUGAUAGUAUGUGCUGGUCUACCUUGGAGAAAAUGAUGCUUGAUAUUGGUUUCCCUUCAAGAUUUGCUCAUUUAGUGUUGGAAUGUGUUACUACCCCAAGUUGCUUUCGAAUGCCUUUAUUAGCAGGAACUCUGAUGUGGGUCAUGAAGAAGGUUAGAGAGACUAUGAGGGACUAUCGCAAUUGGACUGGUCAAAACAUCAAUUACCACAAAUCUUCUUUGGUUUGUAGUUGCUCAGUGGAGAGGAGGAGAAUCAAGAUUUCCAAAUUUAUGGGUAUUAAGUUGGUUAAUGAAUUUGAGUAUUUGGGCAUCAAAUUGGCAUUAAGACGUCUAAGGAAGGAGGACUUUCAGGUGUUAUUGGACAGGUCCAGUAAAAGGAUUAAUGCUUGGGGAAACAAAUUUAUUUCCUUAGCCGGUAGACUGGUUUUAAUUAAAUCAGUUGCUCUUUCUCUUCCUUUGUUUGUCAUGACUCAUUCCCUUAUUCGAAUGAAAAUUCUGUUGGAAUUUGAGAAAAUGUGUAGGGACUUCAUUUGGAACAAAGUUGAUGGUAAUAGGGGCAUUCAUUAUGUUUCAUGGGAGCAAUUAUGUAAGCCUAAACAAUUUGGUGGAUGGGAUGUACAUUCUGUUGUGGAUAGGAAGGAUGCAAUGAGAGCCAAGAUUGCUUGGAAAUUAAUUGACAAACCUGAGUCCUUAUUGAGCAGACAUCUUAUUGCGAAGUAUGGAGUAGAUUGGUGGAGCUAUGAGCUAAGUAGGAGCAGCUCCUCUACGUGGAAGAUUAUGUCUUCUGGUUGGAAGGCACUCAAGGAUCAUGUUAGAAGGAGAAUUGGAAAUGGAUGUAAAAUUAAAGUGCUUAAGGAUACCUUGAUUUUAGAUAAGCCAUUACUCAAAUGGCCAACAUUUGUGGGUUAUUUUGAAGAUGAGGAUGCUUCUCUGGACGGCUUUAUUUCUGAUGGCUGCUGGGACCGUGGAAAACUGGGUAGGUUCUUUGGGAUAGAUCUUGUUGAUCUCAUUUGUGAAGUUAAGAUUGAUAAUGGUAUGCAUGAGGAUGGUAUGGAAUUGAAACACAAGUUGUCUGGUAAGUCCUUAUCUGCAUUAAUUAUGCAAGACAACUUCAAAAACCAGGAUGACUUGAUGGCAUUAAGUUGGAUUUAUAAAUUGGGUUUAAAUGAAAGAGUGGAGAUAUUUAUAUGGAGGAUGGUUUCAGAUGCUCUCCCUUCAGGUGCUUUCUUAAUAAGGAGGAAAAUUGUUGUUGAUUCUGAUUGCCCUUUGGGAUGUGGUAGUGUGGAGGAUAUCAAUCAUAUUGCAGCCAACGGUUGUAAACUCAGGAAAGUGUUGUAUGUGCUGAGAGGAUGGGGAUUCCAGGUUCCAGUUUUUAAUAGUUGGGAGGACUGCUGGACUAGUCUUCAGGAGCUCAAAGAUGGGAACUUGUUAAUGAAUUUUGGCCGAUCAAAGAACUGGGUUGUCUAUCAGUCCCGUGGAUUGUCUUCCUGUGAAUGGCAACCUCCUCCCCCAGAUUGGAUCAAGAUUAACUUUGAUGCUUCACUGAAAGGCAAUUAUGAGGCAGGUUUUGGUGGUAUUGCAAGGGAUUACAAGGGAAGGUUUAUUCUUGCUUUUGGGAUAAAGAAAAUGCAUUGGGACAUUGCCCAGUUGGAGUUGUCCGCGGCUUCAGCUAUUACAGAAAUUAUACGUGAUAGAUUUGAUGAUAUUGGUGGGAUUAUAGUUGAAGGAGAUAAUAAAAAUGUUAGAAAAUUUCUUCACAAUUUGCACAGUACACCGAAGAAAGUGGAUAGGAGAUUGGAUCUUGAAGAAUCUUCAUUUCUUAAUAAGUGUGGCAAGAUUGGUCACUUGCCAACAUCUGAGAAUGAAAACAUCAAAGAAAGUUCCAAAAAUGUUGCUAAGGAUGUGGUUGCUACUAAAUUUGUUGUCCAAAGGGCUGCUGGACAAACUGAUUUGGCCAAGAAGAUAACUGAAGACAUGGGAAACCUUGAAGAGGCAGGGUAUGGACCCUGGGUGCACGUUAGAUAUGGAAAGAAAAAAAGAUUUCCAUAUAAUGUUAACAAGGUUUCUGAUAAACUGAAAGAAGAUCUUGUUGCUGCUGAUUCUAUCAAUUCUGGAACUAUUAAUGCUGCUGAAGAAAAUAAUAUUGUUGUAUUUAGCAAUUCAGAGUUGGAAGAAGGUGAAAUGCUGGCUAAUUACUCCGGGUUUGAUAAGAAUAUUCCAUCUAGUAAGAUCUCUUUUGCCCCUACACCCGUUAUUGUUAACAAUAAUAUGUUUGAAAUUCUUAAUAAUGUUGAUGAAGAUGUGGAGAAGACUAAAAAUGUUUUGAGAAAUAACAUAAACGAUGAGGAUGAUUCUUCUUCGGAAAUGAAGAAUAAGAACAUAGGAGCAGUCAAUGCUAAUAUGGAGAAUUCUACUAUAAAGAGAAAAUUGGAAAAAGAGCUCAAAACUCUUGGACCAAUUAAGCUCAUGACUAGAAACAGGAAAUUGGAAAUGGGAAUUAAAGCCAAAAGGAUUGGGGCUAGUCCCCCUCCAAACCAAUGA